Molecule: messenger RNA, 594 nt
Organism: Saprolegnia diclina VS20
Lineage: Eukaryota; Oomycota; Saprolegniomycetes; Saprolegniales; Saprolegniaceae
Exons: 4
Coding region: 1-594 (197 amino acids)
Source: RefSeq, a predicted model, not a curated record
AUGAGCGCGCUGUACUUAGAGCUACCGCCGACAGGCGCCGAGUCGGCCAAGGUCGUGAUUCGCAUCGACCCGAUGCAGGUACUGCUGGGUCUCAGCUCAGGCGACCUCUCGGAGAUGGCCGUGCCCGGUAUUUACGUGCCGCUGGACUUUCUCGAGUCGCUCGACACGAACGCCUCGGUGCACGACGCGUGGGAGAAGGCGCAACUACAGGAGGCGCGCGAAUGCGCUGAUAUCACCAAUCAAGACAUUGUGACGCAGAUUUCGCUGACGUACCCCGUCGUCUUUAGCACCACGAUGGGCUUCAUCGCGGGCUACGCUCUCAAACACAUUGGCCACAUCAUCGGCGUCCUCGGCAUUGCAGCCAUCGCGUCUUCCGAGGGUCUCGUCGAGAUCCACUGGAAGCGCAUCAAAAAGUAUUUUGCGCUCAAUGCGCUGGUCGCGGCGCCGGCGUCGACGUCGCUGAGUGUUGUCGAGAUCUGGGACGACUUGACCAAGAGCUUCCGAAAAGAGAAGCGCCCGCGUCGGCCACCGCCGCGCGUGCUCUCACCAGGGGGCUUCCUCGUCGGGCUGAUACUCGGGCUGCGGCACCGGUAG